UGAGAGCCUGAUGGAGUCCAGUGGAAAGGUCACGCCCCAGCUGAUGCUGGCCGUGGGAACGGCUGUGAUCGGCUCGCUCCAGUUUGGCUACAACACCGGCGUCAUCAAUGCUCCUCAAACUACCAUUGAGAACUUCUACAACGAGACGUGGAGCAGCCGGUUCUCGGAGCCCAUCUCUCAGCCCACGCUGACGGCCCUGUGGUCCCUGUCGGUGGCCAUCUUCUCCGUGGGGGGCAUGUUUGGCUCCUUCUCCGUCGCCCUCUUCGUGAACCGCUUCGGCCGGAAGAACUCCAUGCUCAUGGCCAAUGUCCUGGCCUUCAUCGCUGCUGCGUUCAUGGGCUUCUCCCAGCUGGCCGGCUCCUUCGAGAUGCUCAUCGUUGGACGUUUCAUCAUCGGUCUGUAUUCAGGCCUCUCCACCGGCUUCGUGCCCAUGUACGUUGAGGAGAUCUCCCCGACCUCGCUCCGGGGAGCGUUGGGCACGCUGCACCAGCUGGGCGUGGUUGUUGGUAUCCUCAUGGCACAGAUCUUUGGGAUCGACUCCAUCAUGGGGAAUGCCUCCCUGUGGCCUCUCCUGCUGGGUUUCACCGUGUUACCGGCGGUCCUGCAGUGCGCUCUGCUGCCCAUCUGUCCCGAGAGCCCCCGCUACCUUCUGAUCAACUGCAACGAGGAAACCAAGGCCCGCAAUGUGUUGAUCAAGCUCCGGGGCUCCGACGACGUGAGCGAGGACAUGGAGGAGAUGAGGGAGGAGAGCCAGAUGAUGAUGAGGGAGAAGAAGGUGACCAUUCCCGAGCUGUUCAGAUCGCCGGUCUACCGCCAGCCCAUCUUCAUCGCCAUCAUGCUGCAGCUGUCCCAGCAGCUGUCUGGAAUCAACGCCGUCUUUUACUAUUCGACUCGGAUCUUCGAGCGAGCCGGGGUGUCGCAGCCCGUCUACGCAACCAUCGGAGCCGGAGUGGUCAACACUGCAUUCACCGUGGUCUCUCUGUUUGUGGUGGAGCGCGUCGGCCGGAGGCCUCUGCACCUCACCGGUUUAAUGGGAAUGGCGGUUUCAGCCAUCUGUCUGACUGUUGCCAUGGCGUUAUUGGACCAGCACAGCUGGAUGUCCUACGUCAGCAUCGUGGCCAUCUUCAGCUUCGUGGCCUUCUUUGAGAUCGGCCCCGGCCCCAUCCCCUGGUUCAUUGUGGCUGAGCUCUUCAGUCAGGGCCCGCGGCCCGCCGCCAUCGCCGUGGCCGGUUUCUCCAACUGGUCGGCCAACUUUUUAGUGGGGAUGUGCUUCCAGUAUGUCGAGCAACUGUGUGGGCCGUACGUCUUCAUCAUCUUCACCAUCCUCCUGCUGGGCUUCUUCGCCUUCACCUACUUCAAGGUGCCAGAGACCCGGGGCCGCACCUUCGACGAGAUCUCGGCCAGUUUCCGCCAGUCGGCCGGUCACGGCGCAGACAAGUACUCUGCCCCCGAAGAGUUCAACACGCUGAGGGGGGACGACCCAGACCUGUGA
Molecule: messenger RNA, 1492 nt
Organism: Salarias fasciatus (jewelled blenny)
Lineage: Eukaryota; Metazoa; Chordata; Actinopteri; Blenniiformes; Blenniidae
Product: solute carrier family 2, facilitated glucose transporter member 1-like
Exons: 10
Coding region: 11-1492 (493 amino acids)
Biological process (GO): response to insulin; dehydroascorbic acid transport
Cellular component (GO): apical plasma membrane; basolateral plasma membrane; plasma membrane
Molecular function (GO): D-glucose transmembrane transporter activity
Source: RefSeq, a predicted model, not a curated record